Molecule: messenger RNA, 2741 nt
Organism: Nymphalis io (European peacock)
Lineage: Eukaryota; Metazoa; Arthropoda; Insecta; Lepidoptera; Nymphalidae
Product: glutathione synthetase-like
Exons: 13
Coding region: 514-1800 (428 amino acids)
Biological process (GO): glutathione biosynthetic process
Cellular component (GO): cytosol
Molecular function (GO): glutathione binding; ATP binding; glutathione synthase activity
Source: RefSeq, a predicted model, not a curated record
AGUAUAUAUAUCAACAUUCAACAAUCACCGAACAGUUAAUUCUAAAGUAAAUAAGAUAUCAAAAGUGUCCAAUCUUUCUCGAUUCACAAAUAGUUUUCAGUAUCUUAACUAGGCGUAAAUUUUAAAAGUAAUCGUGUAGUAUAUGUCAAGUGUUUUUUUUUAAAUACUAAUAUUGAAGAAUAUUAAAAUGACGCAAGCUCGUCUUGCCUCCUGUAUUCCUUUGCCUUUGGAGCAUAAAUUGCUAGUCACCGUGAUAGAAAAAGCCAAAGAUUGGGCGUUAAUGCAUGGUGUCGGUAUGAGAGACAGGAAGCACUUUACUAAAGAUUCAAUACAAAUAGCACCGUUUGUCCUCCUGCCAUCACCUUUUCCACGAACAGAAUUCAACAAAGCAAUUGAACUACAGCCUAUCCUAAAUGAACUGAUGCAUAAGGUUUCACAUGAUGACGAAUUUCUUGAACACACCCUACAAAACACUCUCCAAGUUGACGAGUUCACUGCAAAACUAUUCGAAAUAUGGGUGAAGGUCAAAGAAGAAGGCAUUACACAGCCGAUAUCACUAGGGAUGCUGAGGUCAGACAUCAUGCUGGAGUCAAGGUGUCCGCACACAGAGAACCAGUGUGCGAAACACACGCCAUAUUGUUCAUGGAAACAAGUGGAGAUCAACAGUAUUGCGUCCGGUUUCGGCCAUCUUGGGCCAGUGUCGCGAGAGAUUCAGAGUCGCUCAGCCUCGGCCUCUUCCGCUCGGACUAUCUAAUGCAGUAUCCCGAAGGAAACAAGAUAAAACAAGUGGAGUUUAACACGGUGGCAUCGAGUUUUGGCGCCAUCUCGUCGACCCUCCCCGACAUGUCUCGCUAUAUUCUCCGUCAAUUAGGACAAGGCGAUCUGAUUAAAAGUAUGCCUGAAAACCGCGCUUUGUCUGGCCUCUGUUCUGGUAUAAUCGAAGCAUACGAUUUAUUCGGCGUACCCUCCGCCGUUGUACUCUUCGUGGUCGAGGAGAUCUCGUACAAUAUAUGCGACCAGAGGUUUCAUGAAUUCGAGAUAUCCGAAAAAAGGCCUGAUAUUAUGAUUUAUAGAAAAACACUCAAUGAAAUAUUCGAAGAGACGACGCUGAAUGAUAAGAAACAACUUAUGCUGGAAGGUUCUCCAGUGGCCGUCGUCUAUUACAGGUCUGGUUAUGAACCAGCUCAGUAUCCCUCCUCCAAGGAAUGGGACGCGAGGCUUCGUGUCGAGAGAUCUUCGGCAGUGAAGUGUCCGUCGAUCCACUACCAGCUGGCCGGCACGAAGAAGGUGCAGCAGGCGCUGGCGGCGCCCGGCGUGCUGGAGCAGUUCGUGAGCGCCGCCGACACCGAGCGCGUGCGGGACAUCUUCACCGGACUCUACUCGCUGGACUUCGACGAGAGCGGCGAGCGCGCCGUCGACAUGGCGCUCGAGGACGCCGAGAGGUUCGUGCUGAAGCCGCAGCGCGAGGGCGGCGGCAACAACCUGUACGGCGCCGACGUGCGCGCCGCGCUGCUGCGCAUGCGCCGCGCGCGCGAGCGCGCCGCCUACGUGCUCAUGGAGCGCAUCCGGCCGCCCACGGUAGAGGGGUAUGUGGUGCGGCCCGGGGGGGCGGUGCCGCCGCCCGUUACCGACCUCGUGUCGGAGCUGGGCAUCUUCGGAGUCAUCAUUGGGACAAGAGACAAAAUCUACUGCAACCGUCAAGCGGGACACAUGCUCCGGACCAAACUAGCGGAUGCCAACGAGGGCGGAGUCGCCGCGGGGCUCGGGGCUCUCGACUCGCCGUAUUUACUCGAUAUGUAAAUAAACCAUUUCAUGUAAUAAAAUCAACAACAAAAAAGGAAAAAAAUGGUACUGUUUUUCAAAUUUGAGAUAUAAAUUUUGUUUUUUAUUGUCGCUAUAUACAUUAUUAUCUUUAAUAGACUGAAUUUAAAUGCAAUACUUAUUUAAUAAAUAUAAAUUAACAGUUAUUAAAUAUAAAUAUGUACUUAGCAAAUUAUUUUUAUAUUUAGAUAUGUAUAUUAAAAUUAAAGCAUUAAAUAUAUUUUCUAUCCAUGUAUGUUGUUUAGCGGGUGGUUAGUAAAACAGUGCUGUCUUCUUCAUUCGAAUGACAAAUCAAUGAUGUCAGAAAGAGAGAAUAGUAUAUAACUAAGCAUCCACUACAUUAUGUUUAUGAGUAAAGCCGUUAGUAUUUAACAUUCCAAUGUGUGUAUACUAAAUAAAUGACUAUAUAUAAAUAUAUAUUUAAUGUAAAACUAAAUUAAGGUCUUGUGUUUUGUAACUGGUGUUAAGUUUUAAAUGUUUUACCAAAUUUUUCAACGUGCGUUUUUAGGCAUAUUGGCCUUUCAGCUAGUAUAUAAUAGAAUCUAAUUUUGAUUACACUUUUUUGGCUAGGUUAUCAGCUCGUUGCAUCAUUUAGGGCAAUGUGACCAAUAAUAUUGGGUACUGAAAUACUGGGUUGCAUUUCAAAUGUACAGUUUUUAUAUAACUUACAUCAAUACCAAUAUUAUUUUGAUGAUUUUGUGGCUUUUGAUUAAAAUUCAUAUUGUCCGAUACAUUUAAGUGUAUUUGUUAUAUAUUUCUUUGUUAUAUGGCUUGUUAUAUAAAAUUUUAAUAAUUUCGUUCAGUUAAUAUUCAGAUAUUGUAUUUUAUAAAGGAGAUACAUUAUAGCAGAGAUCAUCUACGGUGCUAUUUGUAUAACAACAUACAAAUUAUUUUGUAAAUUUUAUAAUGGAAUACAUAAA